AAGGCGCUCCCGAAAGUGACUUAAAUAAGCGCUGCAAUUCUCAAUCUGACGCAAUUAGUGGUGCUUAUGAAUGGCCGCAUGAAAAAUCCUGAACCAAUGCCGAGACAACACGAGACAGAUCAGCUGAUCAUUGUAAUCCGGAACCCGGAACGCAGUGGUUAUUGUUGGGUAAUUAUUUCAACCUUUCAAGAAAGUGCUUCUCAUUUCUGUUCUCCGUUCGUGCAUAUAUUUCUGUAUCAAUUCCCAGAGAUGCGCUGAGACUGGCUGAAACAAAGCUAAAAACGUGCGGUGAAUGGAAAUCUUUCGUGGAAGUGACAUAUCAAGAGAGAAAGAGAGAUGAACACGCAAGUCAAUGCGAAAUCAGUAUUACCGAAAGCAACCAAUGGCGAAGUAUCAACGAAAAGAGCAGUAUUAACUGUUGGACUAAUCUUCAUAGCUUCAUUGACAGCAUUGUUUUAUGUAUACAUGAGCUUUCCAGAAUUAGAACAACAUGAGAAACAGUAUAUGAAACUGCCGUUUCAUAUAGAGGAUGCCAAGAAUUUGGGAAAGUUAUUAGAACGGUAUAAGGAUCUAUAUUAUUUCCAAGUAUUGGCUGGACUGUUCAUUACUUACAUCUUCUUACAAACAUUUGCCAUUCCUGGCUCUAUCUUUCUUUCAAUUCUGUCGGGAUUUCUUUUUCGCUUUCCAAUUGCGCUACUACUCGUGUGUACGUGCAGUGCAGUCGGCGCAACCUUGUGUUACCUGUUGUCCUCUUUACUGGGCAGACGAUUGCUGUAUCGAUACUUUCCAGAUAAGGCGAAAGAAUGGACCAUCAUUGUGACUAGGCAUCGUCAUAAUCUACUGAAUUACAUGCUGUUUCUGAGGAUGACGCCGUUGUUGCCAAACUGGUUCAUCAAUCUGGCCAGUCCAGUGAUUGGCGUGCCGAUGAUACCGUUCACUGUAGGUACUUUCUUCGGCGUCGCACCGCCUUCAUUUGUUGCUAUACAAGCGGGUCAAACUUUACAAAAGCUCACGUCGUCUAGUGACGCGUGGUCGUGGAAUAGUAUAAUUAUUCUGUGCAUAUUCGCAUUGCUUUCUCUACUGCCUGUGCUAUAUAAGCAGAAACUCAAACAGAAGUUCGAGUAAGUGCUAGAUCGACAGUGCUCUUAUAAGGAAACAUUCCGAUAUUACAUAAGAACAAGAGCAUUUCGGCUACAUUUAUUAAAAUGGGUAAAAUACUCUACCAUUAGAAAUAAUCCUAAAGAAUCUAAAAAAAUCAUGAGAGAUGCGAGUGUUUGAGAGUAUGAUCGAUUAGGAUUUGUUUUCUCAUAUGUAAUACAAAUAUUAGUAUUUAGCACAUUGCAAAUAAAAUUACUAGUAUUUGAAUACAUGGAUUUGAAUGUAAAAUAAUGAUAAAAUCCCACAAACAUAAUUUGUGCAUAAUUUAUUUAUUGUUAUUAUAGUUUAUUUCUUAAUACGCAGAUGUGUAUCUUAGAUUAUAUGGCUGUCAUAUAAAAACGUAUCUAAACUAUGUGCAGACAGAAAUGGAAGGUCAACUCAUUUUAUUAUUUAUUUUUAAUUAUUAUACAAAUACAUCUAUGCAUUUUAGACAAUAUCAUAUUGAGAAAUAAUCUCGGGUAACUCUGUUGAAGGCUGUUGAAUUUUACUUUUUAUCUUAUUCAUUGUUGUAACGAAAAAAUAAUACUGUACUUGAAAUCUAAAUGUGCAAGAAAUGAAGUAUAUAUAUUGAACAAAACCGAAUAUAUAUCUAUACAUAUAUAUAAUGUUGGAGAUUUAAAAAAACAUGUAAACAUAAUAUAUAAACUUUAUUAAAGGCAACUUUAUAUUAUCUUUGGUUAUAUCAUUUUGGCACACUGACAAUGAGUUUCUUCUAUUGAUGGCACUAGCAAAACGAAAUUAGAUAACCAAUAGAAAGAUCAGUAGCAUUGUACACUGGCAGACUUACAGGUCUCCAAUACCACCAAUUGUACCAUACUUUUGAGAAACAUAAAAGAAAAAUUAUAAAAAAUAAUACAAAAGAACAUAAAAGAAAAAUUAUAUAACAAUAACAGUGAAAAGAAAAAGAUCAACUAUAAAAAUUUCUCUGAUUUCUACUCACAUGUAUGUCCAGCAGAUAAUAAAAUAGUCAAAGAUCUACAAUGUUGAAUGCA
Molecule: messenger RNA, 2150 nt
Organism: Cataglyphis hispanica
Lineage: Eukaryota; Metazoa; Arthropoda; Insecta; Hymenoptera; Formicidae
Gene: stas
Product: transmembrane protein 41 homolog
Exons: 4
Coding region: 337-1125 (262 amino acids)
Cellular component (GO): endoplasmic reticulum membrane
Source: RefSeq, a predicted model, not a curated record